GGCAACGCGGACGGACGUUCUCCGGGAACUUGGACCUCGAUUAGUUUUAGAAAGCUAAAGCUCAGCAACUGCAAAUCGCAAAGAACAUCCAACGCUCGACAUAACCUAAUCACAAUACCAAUUGAUCUCGUUUGCCUUAUAAAGAACAGUAGUGGGAGUGGCCGAAGCCUCGUUAAAUUUAUACAUUGUAUAUUUUCAACUCAAGUGCAAUUUAUAAAUACAUUUUAAACGUUGUGUGUACAUAAUAUCUAAAGACUGACAACCAGUAUAAAUAAAAUUCAGCUCUAAUAUUUAAAAUCCUAAGUCGAACGAAAUUUUAAAAAGUUAAGCUACAAAAGUAAUGUUAGGAAGUGCAAAGAAUGAAAUGGCUUGAGUGAAACUAAACCUUAAUUUGUUAUACAUAUGUAUACCUUCACAUACAUAACAACCUAGGUCAAUAUUGUUUAUAGUGGCGUGUGAUUGUGCGCAAAGAUAACAACAACGAAUGCUAGUUGCCCAGCAGAUAAUAAAUAGCAAUCGCACACACACUCGCACAUUGGACCACACACUCGUCGCCAGAAUAUAUUCACGGAAAUCGGAAAACAACAGCAAAAAACUUUAGAGACGAGCGAAAGAGAGAAGCACGGUUCUAAACUUGAAAAUAAAAAUUUUAUAAUAUCAAAGCGCGAAGGUUGUUAACGAGUGGCACGGCCGAAAAGACCCGAACGCCCACGAAUGCUUCACAUCAAGUAUACGUACGAUCGCUUGCUCAGCACCAGUACUCAGUAGCGCCAGUACUAGCAACAACAAUAACAAUAACACUAAAGCAAUAACGAAACGGAAAACAGAAAUGUUCCUCUUCUAACGGUCUCAGUGAAUUUUGUAAUUGGUCAUCACCAAGUGAGAGAGAGGGAAUUGUCGCAGCGAUUGCGAUUACGGGUCUGGUCGCCAAACGCGCCGCAGUAAAAAAGUUUCGGCGGAAAAACACUUGCCUCUGGUCGAUUCGCGUGUUUAGACGCGCAACUUCCAUAGAACUUUCAAAAAUCAGAAAAACAUCUAACAAGUGUUCAGCAAUCGCCACAAAUAUCAAACCCACUUUGGAUUACUUUUCGCAGUCGAAGAGGACUCAAAAACUGCAUUUUGCGGAUUUUUCUGAUCAAAUUUAUGGCGAGCUCAUCGAACUUAGGCUAGAAAACUGAGGGCUGGUAAAAAUAUAUCACAGUCCUCAAGUUGACUACUUGAAAUGGAUACUUCAGACAGAGGCAAAACUUACCCAGAAAUAUGUUAAUAAACAAAUCGGAGUGCGGCUGAGGAAUCUAGAGAAAAGCUUACAGUUGCUUUAAAUUUAAAAAGACACCAAACCCAAGCUCUCCAACUCCAUAAAUUUACUCAACCACAUCCAACAUGGUUUACUAUUCCGCCAACCAGCUGCUCAUAAAAACGGAACAAUCUAGUCAGGCGCAGUUCUGUCUUCAGGUGCCGCCCCCGCUGACGGCGAGGACCGCGAGUGUAGACCUUGGAUUGCCGCCGUCCAGUGGCCAGCAAGAGCAGUUCGAGCUGCUGCAGACGCCACAGCAGCGGCAACUGCAACUGCAGCUGCAGGAUCAGCAUCACCAGGAGCAGCAGCAGUUCGUCAGCUACCAACUGGCAAUCCAGCAGCACCAAAAGCAGCAGCAACAUGAAAGUAUUACGACGACUGCUCCAACGCCGGUCACAGCAGCUCAGCCGAUCAAGACGGAGCCGACCGGCCUAUUUCCGGCGGCAGCAGCUGUGUCCCAGGUGCGCAAACCGAUCGCCAACAAGCCGCAGUUCAAGUGCGAUCAGUGCGGCAUGACUUUUGGCAGCAAGUCGGCCCACACCUCGCACACCAAGUCGCACGCCAAGAACGCCGACCUCUCGCUAAACGCUGGAGUGGGCGCUGGAGCCGCUGCGUCCGCCUCAACGACGGCCAAAGAGAUGAAUGAUGCGGGUCUUCCGGUUGGCAUACCCAAGAGCCCGACCAUCAAGCCCCUGGCCAACGUGGCUGCCGGAGCCGAUCCGUAUCAGUGCAACGUGUGCCAGAAGACAUUUGCCGUUCCUGCCAGACUGAUCCGCCACUACCGUACCCACACCGGCGAACGUCCGUUCGAGUGCGAGUUCUGCCACAAGCUGUUCAGCGUAAAGGAGAACCUGCAGGUGCACCGGCGCAUCCACACCAAAGAGCGGCCGUACAAGUGCGACGUGUGCGGACGGGCCUUCGAGCACUCCGGGAAGCUGCACCGCCACAUGCGCAUACACACCGGCGAGCGUCCUCACAAGUGCUCCGUGUGCGAGAAGACGUUCAUCCAGUCCGGCCAGCUUGUGAUCCACAUGCGUACGCAUACGGGCGAAAAGCCGUACAAGUGCCCGGAACCGGGCUGCGGAAAGGGCUUCACCUGUUCCAAGCAGCUCAAGGUGCACUCCCGGACGCACACCGGCGAAAAGCCCUAUCACUGCGACAUCUGCUUCCGGGACUUUGGAUACAACCACGUGCUGAAGCUGCACCGUGUGCAGCAUUACGGCUCCAAGUGCUACAAGUGCACCAUUUGCGACGAGACCUUUAAGAGCAAGAAGGAGAUGGAGGCGCACAUUAAGGGGCACGCCAACGAGAUUCCCGAAGAUGAGGCGGAGUCAGCAGCGCCGUUGCCAUCCGUGGGCUCCUCUUCCGGGUCGCCGUCCUUGCAAGGAGUUGGCAGCACCUCUGAGAGCAGCAACCACUCGCCGCCCAGCUCGCCACCGGUCACAAAGAAGGCCCGCCAGGCACGUCAGCCGCGUGGAUCCAAAGCCGGGCCAGCAGCACUUUCCAUUGCUUCUUCCUCGCCACUCUCUCCCAGUUCGCUCAGCUCCACGUACUCGCCAUCGGCCAGCAGCCUGGCCUCGCCUCCACCCACGUCGGCCCACUACCUGCCCGCCCAGAUGGAGACGGAUGCCUUGAGCCGGGACAGUGGUGUAUCAAGCGCUCAACCGGCGCACAGCUAUGCGGACGAGGAGCUGCCCACGGACUUGAGCAUGCAACAGGGUCAGGCGCCAGUGCAGACUAUAGGAUACUACCAGGCCCCUCAGGGUCUUGUGGAGCUUCAGCCGCAAGCCCCUCAGGGUCUUGUGGAGCUUCAGCCGCAAGCCUCGGGGACCACGAUUAAUCCCGCCCUGCUCGAAGCAGCUAAUAUGGCGCGUCGCCAUCACGACGACCAGGUCCAGGAUGAAGACGUACACGCAGCCGCAUGGCAAAUGAUGCAGCUCCGCCGUGGUCACAACUUACCUCCCACGGAGACGCAGACGCAGACCCAGCAGCAACAGGUGCCCACCCUACAUGUCAGUGAUCUCGCGGCCAACUACGAUGACACCCAUGAAGCCACCAUGCUGAUCGAGCACUUCAAAAGGGGCGAUCUCGCUCGCCACGGACUGCACAAGGGCUAUGCGCCGGUCCCCAAAUAUGAAUCCGCUCUACCCAAUCCGGAUAUCGUGCGACGCGUGGAGGCGGCAAUUGGACUACGGUCCAGCACGGAGUCCCCAGAGCGGAGUUCCUCGCCAGAAAGCGACUCCCUGAUGAUGGCCGACCGCAAUGUGAUGACCCUGCCGCUGCGCAAGCGCAAACACUACAUGAACAAGGGCGACGACGGCCAGGUAGAGUCUGAAAAGGCUCUGGGGGCUGGUGGGGAUGGCCCCGCCCCCGCCAGUGCCGCCGCUUCCGUUGGCGCCGGGGAGGGACCUGGGGGCAAGGUGAUAAGAAUGAGCUCGGUCAUUCAAUUCGCUAAGGCCUCUUAGGGGUGCAAGGCAUCUCCCCAAUCAGCAUUAAGACUGUCCAAGCAAAUUCUAACUGAAAUUAGUUUAAGGUUUUUCUCUGAAGUUUGAGGUUAGGCCAAAAAUAAACGAAGAGGUAUAAAGCAGAGGGAUUGUUUUCGACCACCGAAAAUAUAAAAUGCCAAAAGUAUUAUAAAAAUAUAAAAUUUCUUUUAAAAUUACUAUUACUUUUUUUAUUGGAACUCAAGGUGACUGGUCCAAUUUUUGUUAAAUGUUUGAUUUUAAAAUAGGUUUCCAAGAUUGUAAUAUUUUCAUUUUAUUUUGGCAUAUAUAGUUUGUUUUCCUGUGUUGCCACUUAGUCAAAUUGCAGCAAUUGGCAUUAUGCAUUAGCAUAACUAAGAUAAAAUUAAAUAAGAUCAUUUAACAAGUUCCAACCCUAAACCGUACACAUUAACAAGUUAUGUGCAUGAUUACACAAAUAAUAAAGGAUGCAAAAGGCCACAUUGGCACUUAAUGUUUAUAAAUACACAUAAUACUUAUUUAUUAUUGUAAUAAAUUCUGCUCGCCAAACUAUUUCCUUCUCCUCCACCAAUAGUGUCAGCGCCAUCUUAGACAUUAUGAACCCAUCAUUUUAUAUGCAUUUUAUAUUUUAUAUAUAACGGCACAUAGACAUUAAAUAAGAAAGUAAUAAUCACGGAUUGGUAAUAUUAGUUUUACAAACGGAGAACAUUGAACUGAUAAAAAUGAAGAAAGCAAGCAUAAUUAGGUUUAUACAUUUUCAAACGAGAAGAUAACAAUUAAAAUUAAGUGCGCCAGAACAUAAUUUUUAUAAACGAAGGUUAAAUAUUAAGGUCUAAAUUGUAAAAUAUUGCAAGAAACAUCGCAAAUGAAAUCAGAAAGUCAAUAAACAAGCGUGUAAUACAAAAUA
Messenger RNA from Drosophila rhopaloa, 4666 nucleotides. RefSeq names its product Krueppel homolog 1-like. Gene Ontology annotation, biological process: regulation of transcription by RNA polymerase II. Bases 1384 to 3762 code for a protein of 792 amino acids. The record is from RefSeq and is a predicted model, not a curated record. The transcript has 5 exons. NCBI's taxonomy places the organism in Eukaryota, Metazoa, Arthropoda, Insecta, Diptera, Drosophilidae. Gene Ontology annotation, cellular component: nucleus. Gene Ontology annotation, molecular function: DNA-binding transcription activator activity, RNA polymerase II-specific; RNA polymerase II cis-regulatory region sequence-specific DNA binding.